UACUCCCGCCAGGAGGUGGCUCGGUUGACGCUUCGGUCAGAUUGGAAACAGUCAGCGAAGAAGAAAAACUCGCGCUAAAAUAGAAUAUGGCGGAUGCGCGGUUCUUUUGAAAAGGAAUUCAAAGUUUAUCCAGAAACAUUACAUUUUUGGGUCACCUUCGUAUUUUGUGAAUCUACGUAUCCGGUGAUUAGACAAAAGUUGUUUGUUUUUAAAGGGAACAAUGGACACUGCAGAGACUCGAUUCGCCCAUUUGUUGCGGCCUAUCCGGGAGCUGACAAAAAAUUGGGACAUUGACGUGGCCUCAGAGUUGGCAGAUUACCUGGAGGAGCUGGAUGAGAUGUGCAUCUCCUUCGACGGAGGCAAAACUACACUGAACUUUGCAGAGGCGGCGCUGCUCAUUCAAGGCUCAGCGUGCAUUUACAGCAAAAAGGUGGAACAUCUCUACAACCUGGUGUACCAAACUCUGGACUACAUCAACGACAGAAACAAGAAGAAAGAUAAACGAGCAGCGACACCAGGAGAGGACGGUACGGAUGGGUCCGCAACAAACAAUGCGAAUGAUGAUGGUCGGUUCGACUCCUUAGACCAGGAUACAGCGAAUGUCUCGCUGCAGUUGGAGAUGAAGAAUAAGGCGACAGUGAAUGUUGAUGUGGCCCCUCUUCCUCCUGAGUCUCUGAUUCCUCCUGAGGCGUUUGAGAAACAGAAGCUGCUUCUGAUCAGUCUUAAAGGAGAGGUGCUGGGCAGCUGUAAGGACUACAGGAUGAACACGUUCACUCCGGGCGCCUUGGGUAUCAUCCGCCUCUUCCUGGCUUCUCAGUCCAACUUUCUCAGGGACGUCCUGUCUGAAACACCUUUGUGCCCCAACCCUCUGUUAAAGCACCAAGAGCUCACGGUAGAGGAUCCCGUUGUCGGUGAUGACGGCGGUGAUUACGGCGUCGAUGACAAUGCAGAGAACUUCCUGCCUCUAGAGGACAUGGAGAUGGAGAUGGACCAGGGACUGGAGGAGCAUGUUGACAGACACCAGGCCCCCAGUGAAGGGAGGAUGCUGAGGGAGAGGAGAGUCCAGCCGAUCUCUGAGAAGGAGACGAAGAAACAGAGGACAGAGGAGGACAGGGCACAGGCAGCAAACGUAUGGAAGUUGCAUGACCUUUAUGAAACAGUUGGAGAAGACAGGCCUCUGAAAAUGGGGAUAUUUUAUAAGGUUCCUCUGGGUCUGGACGAUUCUGGAAAGAGGAAAAGGAAAGGCCCCUCUGCGCUGCAAGACUUUUGGAGCUGGUACACAGGAACAUAUGAUCCUCCUGAACCCAAACUGAAGAAUGGGCCCACGUAUACAGACUUGAACUACAUCUAUAUGAGUAAAAUAAAAGACAAGCUGAAGACGCGUAAGAGGAUCCUGAGAAAAACGGGUGUGUUUGUGUCUGAUGAGGAGCUGAGAAGGACAUACCUGCAGCUGGACGAGAGAGAUGAUGGCGGGGGGGAGGAGGUAGAUGACCUCAGACACCACGACCCACCAGGCCUGCACGGUGACCUGUCUGACAAUGAACAUGAACCCUUAACGGAUGAAGCCCCCGCAGAUUUCCUGGGCGGUCAGGACUUCAUACCAGGGGCAGACAUGGAAGGACUGACUUAUGAAGACCUGGUUAAGAAGAGUGUGGAGCAGUUCCUGGUCAACGCGCAGAGUUAUGCCCAGGAGACAGCCCUGUCAAAGAGGGUGAAGGAAUGGGAGGACAAAAUACGACCAGAGCUAAUCUAUCAGGAGGAGCGUCCUGCCUUUGACAUCCAUGACUAUGGGGACAGGAUCGUAGAGGCAUUGAGUAGCGUGGGCCACAGGAGAUCCUUUGCCUCUGUAGUAAAUGGCAUGGACAACUUCGAGGCCUGCAAGUACAUGCUGGCCUCCCUACAGUUGGCCAAUGACUACACAGUGGAAAUUGACCGGCGUGAGGGCCUGGAGGAAAGCAUAGACACCAUGGGGCUCACUCUGCUGAACAAACACAGGGCCAACCAACGUUUUAAAAACGCCCCUGUAGCGUCACAGGCAACUUCAGAUCCUAUUUGACCCAUUAGUCUCUUGAACCCGUUUGUGUGCGCGCACCCGCUCCUGCCCCUCACGGACUCAGUGGGGCCUACAAACACAAUACCUCGGAACACAAUCAUGUGCGUGUAAGGUCAGUUGUUGCAGAACAGCGAUACUGUACUCCAUCAAUGUGGUGUGUUUGCUCACCUACUUUUUUUAUUUAUUUCAACCUCCUGUCUGUUGUUGAUCUGAAGUGACUGUCCUCUGUUUGUAUUUCUGUCUGUCAUUACACACAUGGUUCCAAUUAUCAGGGAAAACCUACAUCAACACAUUAGUUCUGCAUGCAAGUAAAAAGUAAUGUAUACAACAAGAACUAAUGCCAAAGGUUUUUCUUAUUGCCUAAUCUAUGAGAUAGUCACCCAUUUUAUAUAUUGAAAGUGACACCUUUUUAAGAAAACGCUCUCAGAUGAAAUGUGUAUUUUUAAGAGAAUAACCAAAUGCAUAAAAUUAUGCGUCACUGGUUUAAAAGAAAUAAUUUGUUUAGUUUUUUUACUUGUGCCAAUUGGGGAAAAAAAUAAACCUCGACCAUCAUCCA
Messenger RNA from Esox lucius (northern pike), 2609 nucleotides. It is a transcript of the gene ncaph2, whose product is annotated as non-SMC condensin II complex, subunit H2. Gene Ontology annotation, cellular component: nucleus; condensin complex. Gene Ontology annotation, biological process: meiotic chromosome condensation; mitotic sister chromatid separation. Gene Ontology annotation, molecular function: chromatin binding. The record is from RefSeq and is a predicted model, not a curated record. The transcript is spliced from 19 exons. NCBI's taxonomy places the organism in Eukaryota, Metazoa, Chordata, Actinopteri, Esociformes, Esocidae. Bases 221 to 2056 code for a protein of 611 amino acids.